CGCUACACCACCGGAAACAACCCGGUCCGACAGAGACCGACGUUUUCCUCCUGCUGUCGGUGCAAAGCUUCUGAGCUGACUAUUUAAAGAGUCCACUGAAGAGGAAGCUCCCCUUCUUGUCAGCCCACCAUGGCGGACAUCAAGAACUUCCUGUAUGCCUGGUGUGGAAAGAAGAAACUGACCCCGAGCUACGACAUCCGAGCUGCGGGGAACAAGCUCAGGCAGAAGUUCAUGUGUGAGGUUCGAGUCGAUGGCUUCAACUACACCGGGAUGGGAAACUCCACCAACAAGAAGGACGCUCAGAGCAACGCCGCCCGGGACUUUGUUAAUUAUCUGGUCCGAGUCGGAGAAAUGAGUGCAGCUGAGGUCCCGGCUCUCGGGGUCAGUUUUCCAGUUGUAGACCAACCUGGAGGAGGAGGAGAAGGAGGAGGAGGGAACAACCUUCCUCCUGGUGGUCCUCUGCCUCCUCAUCUUGUGGUCAAAGAGGAAAAAGAUGAAGGUGGGUCCGGUGGUCCGAUUCCAGGAGUGACGGGACAGGGUUACUCAGGAGGACAGUUUGGAGGAGAAGGAGUUCAGUGGGAACGAGGAGCCAACCUGAAGGAGUACUAUGAGAAGAAGGAGGAGCAGGAGGCUCAGGCGACCCUGGAGUCUGAGGAGGUGGACCUGAACGCUAGCCUCCACGGGAACUGGACCCUGGAGAACGCCAAGGCCCGUCUGAACCAGUUCUUCCAGAAGGAGAAGACCAGUGCAGAGUAUAAAUACAGCCAAGUGGGACCGGACCACAACAGGAGCUUCAUCGCAGAGAUGCAGCUGUUUGUGAGGCAGCUGGGCAGAAAGAUCACGGCUCGAGAACACGGCUCCAACAAGAAGCUGGCGGCUCAGUCCUGCGCUCUGUCCAUAGUCCGACAGCUGUACCACCUGAGAGUCAUCGAGCCGUACUCUGGAGUCACCAAGAAGAAGGAGGGAGAGACGUUGGACAUCUAUGAGGUCAACUUUUCUCCAGAACUGCAGCAGCAGCUGGCUGAGGUGGUCCAGAAUCUGGGGAUUUUGAUCCCCCCUCCUCCCUCGGACCCCAGCUGUCCAGUGUCUCUGGUUCAGGGGAAGAUGGCGUCCUUCGAGCCCUCAGAGCGGCAGAGUGUCUCCGGCGUGGUCCCCUGGUCCCCACCUCAGGUCAACUGGAACCCCUGGACCAGCUGCAACAUCGACGAGGGUCCUCUGGCCUUUUGCACUCCGGAGCAGAUCAGUGGAGACCUUCACAGUGAGCUGAUGUACCAGCUGGAACAUGACCAGAACCUGCAGACGAUCCUGUCAGAAAGAGAUCAGCUGCCCGUCAAGCAGUUCCAGGAGGAGAUCAUGGACGCCAUCGACCACAAUCCUGUGGUGAUCAUCAGAGGAGCCACGGGCUGCGGGAAGACCACGCAGGUCCCUCAGUACAUCCUGGACCGCUUCAUCAAGGGGGGCCGAGCGUCCGACUGCAACAUCGUGGUUACUCAGCCCAGACGGAUCAGCGCCGUCUCUGUGGCCGAGCGGGUCGCCUACGAGAGAGGAGAGGAUGUUGGGAAAAGCUGCGGCUACAGCGUUCGAUUCGAGUCCAUCUUGCCUCGACCGCACGCCAGCAUCCUGUUCUGCACCGUCGGUGUUCUGUUGAGAAAACUGGAAGCAGGAAUCCGAGGAAUCAGUCACGUCAUCGUUGAUGAGAUCCACGAGAGAGACAUCAAUACGGAUUUCCUCAUGGUGGUCCUCAGGGACGUGGUUCAGGCCUUCCCCGAGGUCCGUGUCAUCCUGAUGUCAGCCACCAUCGACACCAGCAUGUUCCGACAGUAUUUCUUCGACUGUCCCGUCAUCGAGGUGUUCGGACGCACCUUCCCUGUUCAAGAGUACUUCCUGGAGGAUUGUAUCCAGAUGACCAACUUUGUUCCUCCACCCAAUGACCGAAAGAAGAGAGACAGAGACGAGGAAGGAGGGGAUGAUGAUACCAACUGUAACCUGAUCUGUGGGCCAGAAUACACGGCAGAGGCGAAGCGCUCCAUGGCUCAGAUCAACGAGAAGGAGAUGUCCUUCGAGCUGGUGGAGGCUCUGCUGAAGUACAUUGAGACGCUGAAGGUGGCUGGAGCGGUCCUGGUCUUCCUGCCGGGCUGGAACCUGAUCUACGCCAUGCAGAGACACCUGGAGACCAGCCCACACUUCGGAACUAGCCGGUACCGGAUCCUGCCGCUGCACUCUCAGAUCCCCCGGGAGGAGCAGAGGAGGGUGUUUGAACCGGUUCCUGAGGACGUCACCAAGGUGAUUCUGUCCACCAACAUCGCAGAGACCAGCAUCACCAUCAACGACGUGGUCUAUGUCAUCGACUCCUGCAAGCAGAAGGUGAAGCUCUUCACGUCCCACAACAACAUGACCAACUACGCCACGGUCUGGGCCUCCAAGACCAACCUGGAGCAGAGGAAGGGUCGAGCCGGCAGAGUCCGGCCCGGGUUCUGCUUCCACCUGUGCAGCCGGGCUCGGUUCGAGAGGCUGGAGACCCACAUGACCCCGGAGAUCUUCAGGACUCCGCUGCACGAAGUGGCUCUGAGCAUCAAGCUGCUGAGGCUCGGUGCCAUCGGACACUUCCUGUCCAAGGCCAUCGAGCCGCCGCCGCUGGACGCCGUCAUCGAGGCCGAGUACACUCUGAGAGAACUGGACGCUCUGGACUCUAAUGAUGAGCUGACCCCUCUGGGCCGGAUUCUGGCCCGGCUGCCCAUCGAGCCUCGGCUGGGGAAGAUGAUGAUCAUGGGCUGCAUCUUCCACGUGGGAGAUGCCAUGUGCACCAUCUCAGCCGCCUCCUGCUUCCCUGAACCCUUCGUCAACGAGGGGAGACGCCUCGGCUUCGUCCACAGGAACUUCUCCGGGACUCGUUUCUCGGAUCACGUGGCGCUGCUGUCUGUGUUCCAGGCCUGGGACGACGUCAGGGUCAACGGCGAGGACGCUGAAACUGCUUUCUGUGAUCACAAACGUCUCAACAUGUCCACUCUGAGGAUGACCUGGGAGGCCAAAGUCCAGCUGAAGGAGAUCCUGGUGAACUCUGGAUUCCCUGAAGAGUGCCUGAUGACGCAGAUGUUCAACACCGUGGGACCAGACAACAACCUGGACGUGGUGGUCUCUCUGCUGACCUACGGCUCGUACCCCAACGUGUGCUACCACAAGGAGAAGAGGAAGAUCCUGACCACCGAGGGCCGCAACGCGCUCAUCCACAAAUCCUCCGUCAACUGUCCCUUCAGCAGCCAAGACAUCAAGUACCCCUCGCCGUUCUUCGUCUUCUCCGAGAAGAUCCGAACCAGAGCCAUCUCAGCUAAAGGGAUGACCAUGGUGAGUCCACUGCAGCUGCUGCUGUUCGCCAGCAAGAAGAUCAACUCCAACAGAGACGUGGUGGAGCUGGACGACUGGAUCAAGCUGAGGGUUCCUCAUGAGGUGGCAGGUGGCGUGGCAGCUCUGCGGGCCGGACUCGAGGGUCUGGUGGUGGAAGUUACCAAAGACCCUGAGUACAUCAACCAGUUGGACCAGAGCAACCAGCAGCUGCUGAACAUGAUAAGACAGGUGUCCAAACCCUCCUCAGCUGGGAUCAACCUGAUGGCCUGCAACCAAAGGAUGGGAGACGGUCCUAGGCCUCCGAAAAUGGCCCGCUUUGACGGGGGAGGAAGAGGAGGAAGAGGGUAUCAGGGUGGGGGAGGGGGUUACAGAGGAGGGGGAGGUUAUCGAGGAGGAGGAGGGUACAGAGGAGGUGGUGGGUAUGGAGGAGGGGGAGGAUACAGAGGGGGAGGAGGAUACAGGGGAGGGGGUGGCUAUGGAGGAGGAGGAGGAGGAGGGUACAGGGGAGGGGGUGGCUAUGGAGGAGGAGGAGGGUAUAGGGGAGGUGGAGGGGGAGGUGGUGGCUACAGAGGAGGAUAUUAAACCUCCUGAGGAGCUACUGCCAGGAAACAGUUAUUUUUUGUUUGAAACAGGAAGUGAUGUCAGAAUGGAGCAGCUGUAAAGUGAUGACAGUAGUUUCUGCUCAGUUGUUUUUGUUUUUAUUGUGUUAAAGAUGUAAACGUUCCAAAUAAAUAUUUCAUCUUUGUCUUCAA
Molecule: messenger RNA, 4094 nt
Organism: Austrofundulus limnaeus
Lineage: Eukaryota; Metazoa; Chordata; Actinopteri; Cyprinodontiformes; Rivulidae
Gene: dhx9
Product: DEAH (Asp-Glu-Ala-His) box helicase 9
Exons: 27
Coding region: 130-3924 (1264 amino acids)
Biological process (GO): positive regulation of transcription by RNA polymerase II; regulation of mRNA processing
Cellular component (GO): intracellular anatomical structure; ribonucleoprotein complex; nucleolus
Molecular function (GO): 3'-5' DNA helicase activity; 3'-5' DNA/RNA helicase activity; ATP hydrolysis activity
Source: RefSeq, a predicted model, not a curated record